Molecule: messenger RNA, 1163 nt
Organism: Panicum virgatum (switchgrass)
Lineage: Eukaryota; Viridiplantae; Streptophyta; Magnoliopsida; Poales; Poaceae
Product: glycine-rich cell wall structural protein 1-like
Exons: 2
Coding region: 195-1163 (322 amino acids)
Source: RefSeq, a predicted model, not a curated record
AUGUCGACACAGCACAGUAGACUUCACUCCACCGCCUCACUCUCGAGCGCUCCCUCCCUCCCUUCUCCCUAUAUAAGCAUACGAGCUCCCCACUUCGAACCAGGCAAGAAGAAAGCUAUCCCCACCUCAAGAACACAGCUAGCGAUCAGCGGCUAGCUAGCCUGCUAGCGCUAGCCAUUGCCGCCGUUCCCAGGAUGGCCAUGGCCGUCCACCUCAGGAAGCCUGUUUGGGCUAUCCUCCUCGUCGCCUUUCUCUGCCUGACACGCUCCGUUUCCGCUCAUCACUUCGAUGAUGACUACGACCCGCGGUACGGGCCCGGGGGAUACGGCCAUGGCCCGAAAGAGUACGGGCACGGUCCGCGCUUCGGGCGCGGGCCGUUUGGCCGUGACUGCCGCUUCGGCCGCUGCCGCGGCGGCGGCGGCGGAUUUGGAGGCGGUGGAGGCUUUGGUAGCGGAGGUGGAGCUGGGGGCGGCCUUGGUGGUGGCGGCGGGAUGGGCGGGGGAGCAGGUGGCGGUCUAGGUGGCAGAGGAGGAGGUGGCCUUGGAGGUGGAGGUGGCGCAGGAGGCGGCUUCGGUGGUGGCGCCGGUGCGGGAGGUGGCGCAGGAGGCGGGCUUGGUGGUGGAGGCGGCGGUGGCUUUGGAGGAGGAGGCGGUGGUGGACUCGGGGGAGGUGGCGGCAAAGGCGGCGGCUUUGGUGCCGGUGGUGGCAUGGGCGGUGGAGCUGGUGGUGGCGGCGGGCUUGGUGGCGGAGGCGGCGGCGGAAUGGGCGGCGGUGGAGGCGGUGGGCUCGGAGGAGGCUCAGGUGGUGGCUUUGGAGCUGGUGGUGGAGCCGGCAGUGGUGGCGGCCUUGGUGGCGGUGGAGGCGGCGGCAUGGGUGGCGGUGGAGGUGGUGGCCUUGGAGGCGGUAAGGGAGGAGGUUUUGGAGGGACUCCUCUUCUCCCGCACUUCGCUGCUCUGGCGUCGCCCCUGAAUGAGGCGGAGACGCGCGGCGGAGUCUAUCUGCGGCACCACACGGAGGAAAGGAAGAACGGCCGGCCACUCCGCCCCGACGACGCCGCGCAGAAGAGGGAGGAGCGCUGCAUCUGCUUCGACGCCGCGCGGGAGAAGGAGAGGGAGGGGCUGCGAAGGAGAAGAGGGAUAAGUGCCUCUGUGACGGGGGAAUAA